GCAGAAAGCCCGUGGAGCCGGCACGCGGGAGCUGAGCGCGCGCCAGCAAAGCCACUGGGCAUGCUCAGAAGCCGGGCAGGUUUGGGUCUGUGGCAGGCAGCUUGUGCAUUACACCCGUGCUCGCCGUCCUGGGGGAAGGAGGAGGAGGAGGAGGAGCGCGGGAGGAAGAGAAGGAGGAGCGGCGAGCAGUAGCCACGACCGCCACCACCAGGCAGAGAAAGAGUUCGUGAGGAGGGAGAGACCCUCCUUCCACUUGGAGCGCCUUGUGUCUGCUUUUGGAAAGACAGAAUACAAGAUAAAGGAGGAGACGGAAAGAAGGAGGGGGAAAAGUGAGGAGGGAGAGAGAGAGGGGGGAGAAAAAAAAGACGCGAACAGAGAGGGCCGGAGCGUGCCGGGCGCCCGAGGCGCGGGGGCGGCGGUGCCGAGCCAAGAGCGCUGCCGCUUGGGCAGGUGCCGGGCCGCUGCCUGGAGGCGGCAUGUGACGCGGCCGCAGCUGCCCGCGGGCGGAGCGCUCUCGGACCCGGGAGCGCACACCGCGGGGCAAGUCGGUGCCUCCGGAUCCCCGCGCUGCUGGUGAGAUCGCCGGCGGUAGCCUCGCUUCUGCAAAGACGCGCGAUGAACCGAAGGGCGGCUCCGGGCAUGGGCGUGCGGUCCUAGGACACUCGCUCCCGGAGCGCUGAGCAGGAGGCGACUAAAGGACAGGGGACCCGGCGACCCCCGUGAGUCGAGGAGGCGCGGGCGGCCGGCGUGGGACGGUCACCUGGAGCGCAGCGGCCAGAUCUGAACAGUGAUGGCACACAUUUCAGUUAUGAGUCGCUCAGUGAGCUGUGGAUCGACGGAACGAUAAGCAUGCCUGUCGUGAUGUAUGCCGCUAAGCCUCUUCACUACAACUGUGUUCUGGUCAGAGGCCAAAUAAACGACAUUCAGAACUUCUACUGAGGUACUAUGAGCUUUCGUGGUAACAUGGCCCCCGUUUUCCUUCUACAAGAGAAAUUCAGCACACAGCAGAGUCCUUGAUAAAUUGGAUUAGUUUGAUGAUCCCACUUGGAAUAGACUAUGUCAGAGAAUCACAAUGACCUUGCACAAUAACAGUACAACCUCGCCUUUGUUUCCAAACAUCAGCUCCCCCUGGGUACACGGCCCCUCGGAUGCAGGGCUGCCCCCAGGAACGGCCACCCACUUUGGCAGCUACAACAUUUCUCGAGCAGCUGGGAACUUCUCCUCUCCCAAUGGCACCACCAAUGACCCUCUGGGAGGUCACACCAUCUGGCAAGUGGUCUUCAUCGCCUUCUUGACGGGCGUGCUGGCCUUAGUGACCAUCAUCGGCAACAUCCUGGUGAUAGUGGCCUUUAAGGUCAACAAGCAGCUAAAGACCGUCAAUAACUACUUCCUCUUAAGUCUGGCCUGUGCUGAUCUGAUUAUUGGGGUCAUUUCAAUGAAUCUGUUUACUACCUACAUCAUCAUGAACCGAUGGGCUUUAGGGAACUUGGCCUGUGACCUCUGGCUCUCCAUUGACUACGUGGCCAGCAACGCCUCGGUCAUGAAUCUUCUGGUCAUCAGCUUCGACAGGUACUUUUCCAUCACGCGGCCACUCACAUACCGAGCCAAACGAACCACAAAAAGAGCCGGCGUGAUGAUAGGUCUGGCUUGGGUCAUCUCCUUCAUCCUUUGGGCCCCCGCCAUCUUGUUCUGGCAGUACUUUGUUGGGAAGAGAACUGUGCCCCCAGGGGAGUGCUUCAUUCAGUUCCUCAGCGAGCCCACCAUCACCUUCGGCACGGCCAUCGCUGCCUUCUACAUGCCUGUCACCAUCAUGACUAUUUUAUACUGGAGGAUCUACAAGGAAACUGAAAAACGCACCAAAGAGCUCGCCGGCCUGCAAGCCUCGGGGACAGAAGCAGAGGCGGAAAACUUUGUCCACCCCACGGGCAGCUCUCGAAGCUGCAGCAGCUAUGAGCUUCAACAGCAAAGUAUGAAACGCUCAGCCAGGAGGAAGUACGGACGCUGUCACUUCUGGUUCGCCACCAAGAGUUGGAAGCCCAGUGCCGAGCAGAUGGACGCAGACCACAGCAGCAGCGACAGCUGGAACAACAACGACGCUGCUGCCUCCCUGGAAAACUCGGCCUCCUCCGACGAGGAGGACAUCGGCUCUGAGACGAGGGCCAUCUACUCCAUCGUGCUCAAGCUUCCCGGCCACAGCACCAUCCUCAACUCCACCAAAUUACCCUCAUCGGACAACCUGCGGGUGCCUGACGAGGAGCUGGGGGCGCCGGACUUGGAGAGGAAGGCCGGCAAACUGCAGACCCAGAAGAGCGUGGACGAUGGAGGCAGUUUCCAGAAAAGCUUCUCCAAGCUUCCCGUCCAGUUAGAGUCAGCCAUGGACACAGCCAAGACCUCUGAGGCCGACUCCUCAGUGGGUAAGGCCACGGCCACCCUCCCCCUGUCCUUCAAGGAAGCCACUCUGGCCAAGAGGUUUGCUCUGAAGACCAGAAGUCAGAUCACCAAGCGGAAGCGGAUGUCCCUCAUCAAGGAGAAGAAGGCGGCCCAGACCCUCAGCGCCAUCUUGCUUGCCUUCAUCAUCACCUGGACCCCCUACAAUAUUAUGGUUCUGGUGAACACCUUUUGUGACAGCUGCAUCCCCAAAACCUAUUGGAAUCUGGGCUACUGGCUGUGCUAUAUCAACAGCACCGUGAACCCCGUGUGCUAUGCCCUGUGCAACAAAACAUUCAGAACCACUUUCAAGAUGCUGCUCUUGUGCCAGUGUGACAAACGCAAGAGGCGCAGGCAGCAGUAUCAGCAGAGACAGUCAGUGAUCUUCCACAAGCGCGUGCCCGAGCAGGCCUCGUAGAGUGGGGUCUUACCAAUCGCGGUGACCAAACGCACGCACAUCGGCCCACAGACCUUAGCAGGGAAUGAGGCGAGGGCGGGGGCGAUUUCUGGGCAUGAUGAAUAUGGUUUUUAUCACCCAGAUAUGGAAGGAGCUGCCUGUUCACUGACCCAUUGAAUAAAUCCAUUUUAAUAGAGAAAGUCAAAUACCAAUUCAGCAAAAAAAAAAAAAAAAAAAAAAAAAAAAAAAAAGCGUAUUACCGAAUAUAAAGAGAUUUAUUCUUAAAUAGACUUCAAGUGUUUUUUUCUUAAAGAAAGGAAAAAAAAAAAAUGUUUCGUAGCAAUUACAUACCCAAAUUGAUCUGCUUGGUUCUUGUAAUUCCCAAUAGCGCUGGCAUCUCAGAUGAGCGUAACUAGCCGACACACUUGGCCACGUCCUUUCCAAGGAUUCCACGUGGAACACGUCAGGCUAGUGACCCCGUGGUUCUGAAAUUACGUCAUGCAAAGCUGAACCUUCUUGUCCCAAUAGAGCUUCCGUCUUCUCUGGUGUGUUGUUAAACUCUAUUUGUGGACUUGAUUCUUGCCAAGUACUGUUUUGUGCAGUUCCAGUCUCGUACAAAAUAAAAAUAUAGACGUAUAUAUAUGUGUGUGUGUGUGUGAGAGAGAGAGAGAGAGAGAGACUUCUGCACACACACACAUAGUGUAUAUAAUAGAGUGGGAAUCGCUGAGCUGGCAAAUUAUUCCUGCAAUAUGUUUUCAGUACUUUGGUAACUGAAGUUUUCUAGGAUCCUAACACAACAUUAAAGUGAAAUAAACCCAGUGUAAUGUUUUGGAAACCAGGGCUUUUUGUCCACAAACCACCCUGGGGAAUAUUCAGCAGAGAGGCCAGCCCCUGAGAGUCAGGUCCUACGCAGCCACGGCUUGCCCAGACUCGUGAGCAUAAGCCUCGUCCUUUGCUGGUGUUCUCUACAGAGCUCAACCUAACCGGGGCCCCUCUGAGCUCAAAACACGAACCACAUGCACAUUGUUUGAAUUCAGUCAUUCAAAUCUGAAUGUUUCCAAACGAAAUGUCUGCUAUCCAAACUGCUUGAAACAGUACUAGUGUCACGCUUGAAUGUCACACACAGCAAUAUAGAUGGCAAAGCAAAAAGGGACACUGUGGGGGGGUGGGGGGUGGGGGGGUGGGGUGUGUGAGGAGGGGAGGAGAGCGUGGGAUUGGAUUUCUUGCUACCUGGCACCUUCCAAACAAAAAAGGGCUCACACCUGUGUUACUUAGCAGUGGCCAGUGCUUUCUGGUUCGUUCUGUGACCUUCACCCAGCCGUCGGUGGGGUUUAGGAACGCGCGUGUCCUCUGAAGAAAGCAUUAGCACUCUGGAAAGUAUCGCUUCCAAUUGAUCUCCUUACAUUUCGCGACAAUUUUUGUAUCUCCUUUGAAUUGAUCCAAAAGCUUAAAUGUUGUAUUUGGCGGGGAGGGGUGCUGCCGUUGCUGUUGUUUUCGUCGCUGCUGUAAUUGUCGGGGCUCCUUCUCCUUCCUUUUGCCGGGGCCGUGUGGGGAGCGGGGGGGUGGGGGGGGGGAACUGAGGAGAAACCUCACCUUGUACAGGGCGUCCGUGUCGUGGACCCGGAGCCAGAACAGAAGCUGCUUGUGUUCAGUGUAAGCUGGUGUUUACGAGCAACAUCAGCGGACGUGGACUCAGUGGUGUGCGUGUUGCUGAACUAUUUAAUUUCGUGUUACGUUUCUAUGAAGAAAUAUUUAUGCAUAUUUCACCACCCGUCUAUUUAAUGUUGAUAAAUAUUACUCUUCAGUCUUCAGCCGUGGUGUCCCUUGCAAGAGACUGUUUAAGGUCCUCUAGAGCGACACGUGCAGGGAACUGGGCUUUCAUGAGGCCGGGAAGAAGAAGACAGCCAUCCCGUUGGCGUCAGCAAGUACCUAACUCCUGGGCAAUCAAAAGCCAACUGUAACGUUAACGUCAGUGUGGAAAACCACUCUUUACUUGAUACCUGAUGGACCCUGAACGGAGCAAAUUUGAAGUCACAUGACAAGGGUUAAAAAGCAGAUCAGUGCCAUUGAAAGAAUGAUGGUUUUUGUUUUGUUUUGUUUUGACCCACAUUCAACCAAAGAACAAGAAAAACCAGAGACCAUUUUCUAACGUGUAGAACAGACUACAGAAUGUUCUGUGAUCCACCUGUGAAAUGUCUAGUGAGCAACCACAUCCAUACUUUACUUCUCCCAUUGGCCUGGCACUAAUAAUAAAUGCGUGAAUGCAGA
Leopardus geoffroyi (Geoffroy's cat) is the source of this 5092-nucleotide messenger RNA. It is a transcript of the gene CHRM3, whose product is annotated as cholinergic receptor muscarinic 3. Bases 1073 to 2845 code for a protein of 590 amino acids. The record is from RefSeq and is a predicted model, not a curated record. Gene Ontology annotation, cellular component: synapse; dendrite; plasma membrane. Gene Ontology annotation, molecular function: G protein-coupled acetylcholine receptor activity; G protein-coupled serotonin receptor activity. NCBI's taxonomy places the organism in Eukaryota, Metazoa, Chordata, Mammalia, Carnivora, Felidae. Gene Ontology annotation, biological process: adenylate cyclase-inhibiting G protein-coupled acetylcholine receptor signaling pathway; regulation of vascular associated smooth muscle contraction; saliva secretion. The transcript has 5 exons.